Messenger RNA from Echinops telfairi (small Madagascar hedgehog), 4126 nucleotides. RefSeq names its product zinc finger protein 883-like. Gene Ontology annotation, cellular component: nucleus. The record is from RefSeq and is a predicted model, not a curated record. Gene Ontology annotation, molecular function: RNA polymerase II cis-regulatory region sequence-specific DNA binding; DNA-binding transcription factor activity, RNA polymerase II-specific. The transcript has 4 exons. NCBI's taxonomy places the organism in Eukaryota, Metazoa, Chordata, Mammalia, Afrosoricida, Tenrecidae. Bases 193 to 2706 code for a protein of 837 amino acids. Gene Ontology annotation, biological process: central nervous system development; regulation of transcription by RNA polymerase II.
UGCAGUGAGGUCAGCUGGGGUCUUGGACCCGACCAUCUUGCACAUCCAUAAAGCAAGGAAGGAUUUCAACUGCUCUGACUGGUGUGUGAAGGAAGCCUUGCUCGUCUGCCUUCAAACUACUGGGUAUCUGCCUCCACUCCCAUCCCUGUGCCUGUAUGGCUUCUUGGGCUUAGAAAGCUGGAGCAAGGAAGUAUGGGCUCAAUGGUCGUUGAGGAUGUGGCUGUGGUUUUUAGCCAGGAGGAGUGGGCUUUGCUGGAUCUCGCUCAGAGAAAACUCUACAGAGAUGUGAUGAUGGAAACUUUAAAAAACCUGGAAACAAUAGUCUCUGGAAACCUUCCUGCUGUAGAAAAGUCACACAUUGAUUCGACGGUGCUGCAAUUCAUAAAGAAUAACACUUUGUCCUCAGUGAUAGGAAUCUCUGAAUCCCAUGCCAGCGAAGAUCAGCAUAAAAUCCAAAGAGUAUCUUUGAGAAGUAAUACAAUAGAAAACCUCUGUGAAAGUAAAGAAAACAAUCUGUGUGGGGAAAUCAUCAGCCAGGUUCCAAAUCUUACUAUGCUUAAAAGAAAUCUUCCAGAAGUGGAUCCUUUUGAAUACUUUCAGUGUGGAAAAACCUCCAUGGAUCAUCCAUCAGAUAAGAAAGGUAGCACAUCUGACACUGGAUGCAGUAUCUGUCAAUAUAAGGAAUAUGGAGAAGACUUUAGUUGUUCCUCUCACUUCACCAUUCCUGUAGGAACUCUUAAUGGAACCACACUCCAUAAAUAUAAAGCCUAUGGGAAGGACUUCAAUGAUAUCUCUCUAUAUAAGGCUCCUGUGACAUCACUCAGUAGUGAGAAACUGUAUGAAUGUCACAAAUGUGGGAGAUAUUUAUGUUUUUCAUCAUUUGAAGCACAGGUGAGGGGUCAUAUGAAUGAAUGUAAAGAAUGCGGUAAAGCCUGUAGUCCGUUAUCCCCCAAUACAGAUAAAAAAAUUCAUAAGAGAUUCAUGCCUCUUGAAUAUAAGGACUGUGGAAAAACGUUUCAUAGCCCCUCACAUCUCAGCAGUUAUAGGAGAACUCACAGUGGAGAAAGUGCCUAUGAAUGUAAGGAAUGUGGGAAGGCCUUUAGUGAAGCUGCUAAGCUCACUCGACAUAUUAGUACUCACAUUGAAGAGAAACUGUAUCAAUGUAAGGAAUGUGGGAAAGCCUUUAAAUGUUCCACAUACCUCACCACUCAUAUAAAAACUCACAGUGGGAAAAGGCCUUAUGAAUGUAAGGAAUGUGGGAAAGCCUUUAAAUGUUCCACACACCUCACCACUCACAUAAGAACCCACAGUGGAGAGAGGCCCUAUGAAUGUAAAGAAUGUGGGAAAACCUUCAGUCAAGCCUCAAGUCUCACUUCACAUAUAAGAAGAAAUCACAGUGGAGAGAGGCCCUAUGCAUGUAAAGAAUGUGGGAAAACCUUUAGUGAUUCUUCAACCCUCACUAAACAUAAAAGAAUCCACAGUGGAGAGAGGCCAUAUGAAUGUAAGGAGUGUGGGAAAGCCUUCAGUUUGUCGUCAACCCUAAGGAUUCAUAGAAGAACUCACAGUGGAGAGAGGCCAUAUGAAUGUAAGCAAUGUGGGAAAACCUUUAAAUGUUCCUCAACCCUCACCAUUCAUGUAAGAACUCACAGUGGAGACAGGCCCUAUGAAUGUAAAGAAUGUGGGAAAGCCCUCAGUAGAGCCGCGUAUCUCACUACACACAUAAGACGAUUUCACAAUGGAGAGAAGCCUUAUAAAUGUCAGAAGUGUGGGAAAAUAUUUAGUGAUUCCUCAAACCUCACUAAACAUAUAAGAAGUCACAGUGGAGAGAGGCCAUAUGAAUGUAAGGAAUGUGGGAAGGCCUUUAGUUUUUUUUCAACCCUGAGGAUUCAUAUGAAAACUCACAGUCAAGAGAGGCCGUAUGAAUGUAAGCAAUGUGGGAAAACUUUUAAAUACUCCACACACCUCACCACUCACAUAAGAACUCACAGUAUAGAAAGGCCCUAUAAAUGUAAGGAAUGUGGAAAGGCUUUUAUUAAAAUCUCAAAUCUCACUAGACAUAUAAGAAGUACUCACAGUGGAGAGAGACCAUAUGAAUGUAAGCAGUGUGGGAAUGCCUUUAAAUGUUCUUCAGCCCUCACCACUCAUAUAAGAACUCACAGUGGAGAAAGGCCCUAUGAAUGUAAAGAUUGUGGUAAAUCUUUUAGUCGAGGCUCCUACCUCACUACACACAUAAGAAUUCACAAUGAAGAGAGGCCCUAUGAAUGUAAGGAAUGUGGGAAAGCAUUUAUUGAUUCCUCAGCCCUCACUAGACAUUUCAGAACUCACAGUGGAGAGAGGCCCUACAAAUGUAAGGAGUGUGGGAAAGCCUUUAUUGAUACCUCAGCUCUCACUAGUCAUUUCAGAACUCACAGUGGAGAGAGGCCCUAUGAAUGUAAAGAGUGCGGGAAAGCCUUUAGUCAUCACUCAACUCUCACUAAACAUACAAGAACUCACAGUGGAGAGAGGCCAUUUGAAUGUAAGGAAUGUGGGAAAGCAUUUAGUGAUCCCUCCACCCUCACUAAACAUAUCAGAACUCACAGUGGUGAGAGGCCAUAUAAAUGUAAAGAAUGUGGGAAAACUUUCAGUUAUUCCUCAACCCUCACUAAACAUGUAAGAACGCACAGUGGAGAGAGACCCUAUGAACAUAAAGAUACUGAAAGCUCUUAGUUUGAGCCUCACUUCUCACCACAAGUAUGAAUAGUUUCACGGAAGAGUGGUUUUUGACCGUUAGCAAUGGGGAAAAGAAUUUAAAUGAGCCAAACGCCUGAGUACUUAGAUAAAAGCAGUGGAGGGAGGCCCUCAGAGUAUGUGGAAUGAGAAACUUUUAGUUGUUUUGCCCUCACAUGACAUAACAGUUCACAGUGGAGAAAACCCUAUGAAUGUAAGGGAUUUGAGAAUGCUUUUAAUGGAUACUUAUAUCUUAGUAGAUAUAUAAAAAUUCACAUUGAAGAGAGGCUUCAUGAAUGUGAAAAUGCUGGAAAGCCUUUCCCUGUUGUCAUCCACAGUGUUUUUUUCAUAUUGGUCACGGUUUAAAUGUUUCCUAUUACUUCAACAGAGCCAAGGAGAACAACAAUUGUCUCAAACAGUAACCCUAUUAUUAGAAAGCUCUACUUGGUUUAUGCUUCCUAACCCCUCUCCAAAGACUGAAUAAAUCCAGUCCUGUUGAACUAAUAGGCGGGGUCUUUAAAAACGUAUGGAAAAAAUAUUAUAUUGAAAAAUGAUGCAUGGAUGCCAAAUUUUUAUGUGGCAAAAUAAAGUCAUAAUAACUUUGUAAUAUGUCUGAAUGGGGUAAUAGUAGAUCAGCAUUAAAAGAACUCAUAAGAUAAACAAGAAUUCUUAGAAUGAAGCAAGCACAAACACCAGGUUUAAGAUGAUUGUUAGGUCAAUGAAUGGCGAAGUUGGUGCUUUACAAAAUGUUUAUGGGGGUAAUGCCUCAAACAGAUCAGCAGUUUAGAAAUAGAUAAGAAGGUACACGACAUUGUUGGGGAUAGAAUACGCAGUAGGAGGACAUUCACAUCAAUUCUCACGGAAACAAUCUUGUUCAGCAGCAGAAACACAAUAGGCACCACCAUAGACACCUCAAUUUGUUCAGCUUUCAAAAUUGACUGAACAUUUAAACUUGAGCUAACUUCCAGCUCACUGUGUGCUAAAACUGUUGUAGCUGAGUCAGUUGCAGACAAUAGCCAUGCUUUCGUUGGCAAUCUUAAAUAGAAAUUCAGAAGUUUUUCUUCCAAGAAAAACAGGUGAUGAAGUGCGGUCCUGAAACACUGCACACACAAACCAGUCACUGCUGUGAUGUAGAUGAGGGCCAAGAAAAGCAGCGGCAAACCACUCCAGAGCAAUCGUCAUGGUGACGGUUUCUUGGCAUGCUCCAGGCCUACUGCUUUCUGACCUCCGGGAAGGGCAAAGAUCAAUAACAGCAGCUUAUAAAGAGAGUGUUUUGAGAAAGCCACCUCUUUAGCAGAAAAAUGACUGGUAAAGCUUUGCCAGAGUCUUUAUCUACCACAACAAUGUGAUAGCUCAUUUCAUCAAAGAAGGUUAAAUGUGAUGGAAUUUCCUGGGAAAUCAUUAAAUGAGAAACAUGUAA